This is a messenger RNA of Teleopsis dalmanni, 1668 nucleotides long. Its product is annotated as hemicentin-1-like. The transcript is spliced from 11 exons. Lineage: Eukaryota; Metazoa; Arthropoda; Insecta; Diptera; Diopsidae. Bases 1 to 1668 code for a protein of 555 amino acids. The record is from RefSeq and is a predicted model, not a curated record.
AUGGAAAUACCGCUUACAUCUGUGCAGGGCGUAAUGGGUCGUCAAGCAAUGCUACCAUGUGACAUAACACCAAUGGAACGAGAUGAUGCUGUUUAUAUGGUACUUUGGUUUCGUGAGGGUGACGUACCGCUUACAUCUGUGCAAGGCGUAAUGGGUCGUCAAGCAAUGCUACCAUGUGACAUAACACCAAUGGAACGAGAUGAUGCUGUUUAUAUGGUACUUUGGUUUCGUGAGGGUGACGGUGAGCCCAUAUACAAUUUCGAUGUACGCGGUCGCCAAUUUGGUCAAGCACGUCUCUGGUCAUCACCAACUGCAUUCGGUUCACGUGCAUACUUCAGUGGUACAUCCCAUCCAGCACAAUUGAAAAUCGAUAACGUCAGCAUAAAUGAUGAAGGAGUAUACCGCUGCCGCGUGGAUUUCCGCAAUUCUCCAACAAGGAAUCUAAAAAUUAAUCUUACAGUAAUCGUGCCACCAGAUCGACCGAUUAUCUUUGGUCCUAAUCGACAUGAUAAAGUCAACACCGUCGAAACAUUCAAUGAGGGAACAAACAUAAUAAUGGCAUGCGAAGUUUCUGGCGGACGUCCACGUCCAAAUGUAACAUGGUAUUUGGAUAAUACGGUGAUUGAUGAAUCAUUCGAGCACUAUUCGGAUGGGAAAACUGUUAACCACUUGUCAUAUCCAAAUAUUGGACGACAACAUUUAAAUUCGAGAUUAGUUUGUGUGGCAAGCAAUACAAACCUGACCCCACCAAGUAACAAAGUGGUUAUACUCGAUGUCAAUUUAAAACCCGUUGCUGUACAUAUAAUGACAAAGGAUAGAUUUCUUUCCGCUGAUAGAACAUAUGAUAUUGAAUGCAAAUCAUCUGGUUCAAAGCCAUCAGCUGUCAUAACCUGGUGGAAAGGCAAUAAGCAGUUGAAAAAAUUAACCAAAAAUUUUAACGAACCCGACAAUGAAUCUUUGAGUAUAUUAACAUUCACGCCCGCCCGCGAUGAUGACGGUAAAUUUUUGACAUGCCGCGCACAAAAUCAAUUCAUCGAGGGCAGUGCAAAGGAGGACAAAUGGCGGCUUGUGGUGCACUAUCAACCAACAGCUCAUCUCAAAAUGGGUUCUUCAUUGAAUCCUGAUGAUAUAAAGGAAGGUGAUGAUGUUUACUUUGAAUGCAUAAUACAAUCAAAUCCCAAACCAUAUAAAAUGUCUUGGUUUCAUAAUGGCAAGGAAUUGCAUCACAACAUCUCAGUUGGCGUCAUCCUUUCUGAUCAAUCACUUGUCCUACAAAGUGUGGUACGUGCAUCAGCAGGUGAUUACACUUGCGUUGCUGUGAAUUCAGAGGGAAAAGGCACGAGUAAUCCUGUGACAUUACGAGUUCGCUAUGCACCCAUUUGUGCCACCGAUCAUGAGGAGCUGUUGGGCGCCCUCAAGCACGAAACGCUGGCAUUAAAAUGUGAAGUGGAUGCAUCACCGCCUGCGGAUUCAUUUCAUUGGACAUUUAACUCAUCUGGCGAACAAACAGAAUUGCCUGCACGAUUGCACUCGAGUGAAGUAAGUACCACUAGUCCACUUAAUGAACAAAACCGUCCAUCCGCACUCGCUGCUUGUUGCCAUAUCCGUACUCGACUGCAACUACUAUUUGUAACUAGUAACACGUCUCGCUUUAAUUUUGGGGGAUAA